AUGGCUGAUCAACACUUACAUCGCUACAACCGCGCUACCUUCCCACACCCAACCUCCGGCCGCCCCGCAGCAUAUGUAGCACCGCCCCCGCGCGGUCCUGAUGUCUGGGAGCCUGCACGCCAUCGAGGAGAGAUCGAUGUCCAUGAUUGGCAGGAGGCGAUGGUAUAUUAUUGCAGGCGCAUGGGGUUUCGUCGAAAACAGCUUGUUGCGAGUCUUGGACGAUUCAUGCUCAAUCACGAGUUCCACGACAUGACCAUCGUAUGCGGGAAUCGGAAUGUGGAAUUCCCAUGCCACAAGGCGAUUGUGUAUGCGCAGUCGAAGAAGAUCCGGUCGAUGUGUAGGGAGGCUGAUGUGGGCGAGCAAAACCCCGUGGUCAGAAUCAUAUGCCAUCCGCUCCCUUUCCGUCUGACAAUGGAGUAUCUCUAUACGUGCGACUAUCAUUUCUUUUACAAGUGGGACUUUCCAUCUCAUUUCCAGGCCCAGGGCCAGACGAUUCCGGUGGAUUAUGUUGAUCGCCUGGACUGCUGCGAACUCUCCCUGCACCUCCAAAUCCACCUCCUCGCAAUCCGCCUCCGCAUCCCUGGCCUCAAGUAUCUCUCCGCAAACAACAUGAUUCAAACCCUAGGUCGAUCCGCAUUCCCAACUGUCUUCCCGCGGUUCGUGCGUGAGGUGUACGCUAUUGUAAAGAAGCAGAACGCGCUCAUCAAGCGACUCCUUGUCAAGUACACCGUUGGCGUUGUCGGUGGACGGAACCCGAGGAACCACUAUGAGGGACGAUUUCCGGGGUACAUCUUCCGUGAGAUCCCAGAGUUUGCGCGAGACUUUUGGUAUGGUAGGAUUGGGUAUCCGGGGACGAAUGCUCUGGAUAUUGAGACUGGGAUGCAUAUAGCUGAGACGCAGUGGGAGUGCUGA
Molecule: messenger RNA, 912 nt
Organism: Aspergillus calidoustus
Lineage: Eukaryota; Fungi; Ascomycota; Eurotiomycetes; Eurotiales; Aspergillaceae
Source: the annotation of a GenBank genome assembly